Vitrella brassicaformis is the source of this 1502-nucleotide messenger RNA. Lineage: Eukaryota; Vitrellaceae. The record is from the annotation of a GenBank genome assembly.
GGAGAAGCCUUCUCCCCUCCCCCUCCCCCUCUCAGUACUUUCUGGCAUCGCCGCAUUCCUGCUCGUAUCCUGAACUGCUCCCCCGAGCGUUGACUGCCGAGCCUCUCUCUUCUCUCUCGUGACAUCGGUGUGACGUGACCGUGCGGCAGUGUCGUCGCCCUAGUUGGGUUGGACCUUGCGGCAGUGUGAGGCGGGUGGUCAUAUAUCGAGCGAUAUAUAUGGCAGGCGACGACGAGCUGCAGGACGUCAAGAUCCAGGACAACUCACCACCCAAUGACAAGAACGAGGACGAGGACAACCAGGAGCACUCGGAGCCUGAUACUACUGCGUCUGAUACCGGUAUGUAAGCACAAACAGCACACUCACCACUGUCAAUAUGAUUCACUCGAUGUGAUGCUGUCUAAUUGACGCAGAUGCUCUGAUUGAAGACAGUGACAGCUCUGUGGGGCGACUUUAAGUUACCCCUAUGGCGUGUCGUGGUACACCAUCAUCGUCAGCCUGGCCUUGCUCGGCCCCUUCGCAGUAGUCCUCGUUCGGGCUUCCGUCGACAAGCACUUCGCCGACUCGUUCCCCAACUACCGCAUCGACGGCAUCUUCGUCCCCCACUGGAUCCUCUUCCCUGUAGGUGCGGUCUUGUCCGUGAUUUGCUUUGGCCACUUCGUGAUGAUGCUGUACGUCAAGCUGGUCGUCCGGCCAUCCCUUCUGCUGCGGCCGACGUACGUGGCCGUGCCAGCUCCUUUUGAGUCAUACCUGCCAUGGCACUUCACCGUCACCGGCCGCGUGCGGACGGUGCACUUCUCGUCCGUCACCAGUGUGAGACUCAUGGAGCGGCGAUCGCGAAGGAGGUGCACCGAGACAAAGUACCGGUACAUUGAGCUCACCUUUCGGCGCAUUGAGCUCGUCCCACCCCCUUGGUGGGACUCAGCAGCGCAGGGGCGUGUCGAGAUCCAUGCGAUGCUGCUGCCGAGGGGGGACAAGGAUCUUGACGAGGCGUGGAGGUUCGUGGAGGCUAAGACUAGGCCUUAUCUGCAGCAGAGGGCGGCCACACAGGCAAUCAGCCAGGCAAUCGGCCGGCCUGCAUAGAUAGCCUGGGUGUCUUAAUCGUGUUUCAUUACUCUUCCUUACUGAAUGUGUGAGUGCUUGGCUGGUGCGUUUCGCUGUGUGGAUAGUACAAUUCACACACACAUACGCACUUACACGCCAGCCAUCCACUCGUUUGUGGCGCUGAUCUCCCUCCGUCUGUCAGUUUCUCUCUGUCUGCGUCUGUCUGUCUGUCCACCCCAUGGGCAAUCAAUAGGUGAUUGCCCUCGGCUUGCCUGCUGUGCGUAGGUCGUGCAGGCAGGCAGGCAGGGAGGCAGGCACCUUAGACAGGCGUGUAUGUGUGCGUGUAGUCUUAUCCGUGUGUGCGUCUGUGACCCAUAGUGAGUUUGGUGGUUGUGCUGUGAUCGAUGGACCACGGUUCGAUGUGCGCAUAUAUAUAAGGAAUUCAAUGUUCGAUUCUG